Molecule: messenger RNA, 3621 nt
Organism: Clupea harengus (Atlantic herring)
Lineage: Eukaryota; Metazoa; Chordata; Actinopteri; Clupeiformes; Clupeidae
Source: RefSeq, a predicted model, not a curated record
CUGGACGGCGCAACAGUAGUGUUAGAAAGAGAAGGACUACUCUCUCAGGAUAGAAGCUCCAAUGAAGAGUUUGAUGAUCGCCUUCUGUCUAUCGGACCGUGUAUUACUACUGAUCACCAUGGCACUGAGAUCAAACUUUUGGGUGGCAAGCCAACAGAUGAAGGUAUCAAUAAUUUACUUGAUGAAGAGAAAGAUGUAGAACUGUACACAGGGCAGAUAAUUGAGGCUGUCACACAGGACUUACUAACAAGUGAGACUUCUUCCAGUACUGAAACAUCAAAGGAGAGGGUGUUUUCUGAAUGUGACCCUAAAAUUACAUGCAAAGAAACUGCUUCAGGAACGCACCUAGAUUGUGCUCAUCCUAGGAAAUCAGUGGAUCGUAUCUUGCAGGAUAAUAAACUGCAUAGUGUUAACACACCUAGGGAACUAUUACCCAGAAACACUCCACAACUGGCUAAUUCUGUUGCUUCCGUCUUGUAUCACAACAUGUUUGACAGUGAAUCCUCCAGACAAUCCACACAUUACUCCAGCUCUCAGAUCAGCUGUGAUGUUAGUUUGUGUGAGACCACCACGGAACAGGAACUGAAAGAAUUUACACAGCCCUUGUCAGGGUCUGUCAUAAAUCUCCUCAAAGACAUGUUUGGAGAGAAAGCCCAGACUCUGAAAACGACCAAGGACCCAAUCCAGCUCAUCACAAACCCAACUUCAGAGACACUCUUCUUUAUGCCCCACGUCAACAAUAAAGACACAGUUGUGCACAAAAUUGCCAUUGAAGACCUGUGUGCAAUGGAUGCCAUGAAGAAUAUGAUUCCUCCUAACGACUCAAAGAGGGUUAAGACCCCAUCCGCCCCUAGGACCAAAAGUGAGAGAUUCUCUCGGCCCUCAAGUCCAACUCAUAACCUCUUACUGGCAGUUGUAGAAAAACUGGUCAAGAAAAUGACUGUUCACAGUCUCAGCAUCCCAGAGGCUUCCAAUGAGGCUGCCUGCAAACAGUUAUCAUGUUGUUCUCCAAAUGGACCUCUUUCAGAGUUUCAGCAUCAACUGAUUUCUAGGCUCUGCCCUGUGCUUGUGUCUGACAUUAUGGAAUCGCUUUCCAGUGAAAUCGUCAGCCCUGAUGAUUUAGGUGAAUCAGCUUGCCAAUCACCUGUGCAAGUUAUCGAAGAUGGAAUGGUAAGGUCUGGAAACGCAAGUGCCGACGUCUCAAAUCAUUGUGUUCAAGAGGACACCUGUGUCCAAGAGGGCAACGGUAUAGCCAGUGAGAGAGUGACCGAUGAAUCUGUUGAUAUUCUGGAAAGGGCUGUGUAUGACAUUGAGUCUGCGAUGACUGAUGCUGCAAAACAGUCUUGCUCUAGCCUUCCAUCCAAAACAGAUGUCGUCGUAGACGUCAUCACUAAGCUGAUCUCUGAUAUUGAGUCUGGCAGUAACUCACCGACACAUCUCACGAACAUGGCAGUUGACAUGGUGGUAACGGUGUUGGAUGAUCUAUCAGAGGAUACUAAAAUGAUUUCAAUUCCAGCAUCUCCUGACCACUUUCAUUCUCAAGUGAAAUACACCAGGCCCCCAAGUUGUAGGAUCGUAAGCAGUGUUCGCAAGGAGCUUGAGGAACAGAUUGGUUCCGCUGAUUCCCUCAAGCGAGCUCUAAACUCUGAAAGCACAGAAGUCACCAAGGCCAUCUCGAGUGCCGUUGCAAGGGAAGUCUCUACACUCCUUUCAGAAUCAGUAGCUCGUCACAUAGCCUUUACUUCCAGCUCUGACUCUCUGUUAAGCGCACCUGCUACGACCUUGGCACCUGCCGUGCGACCACUAACUGCUGUCAUCAGACCUGACGUCCCUAACGACCCUGACUGUUUGGCUAAUCCCUACCACAGAUGUGCAUCUUCCAUGGAUACCAAGCCUUUAAUGAUGAUGGUGCACCUUGGGACAGUCAAGGAUAUUGUCAGCAGACUCCUGUUACACCUGUUACCGAUGGGUUUAAAGGACUUUAACCUGGCUGACUGCAGCCUCUUUGACACCAUCUUCUCUGAACUUUCUUCCAGUCUCUUUUUGAGUGUUUCCAGGAACAAACAGAAGGCCACUGUUUGCCUGGACUCUGUUGAGGUCUGUCAGGUUGUCCUCAUGGUCUAUAAACAGUUAAUCAAAAUGUAUGGUUCUCCAGAACAUCUUGAGAGCCUGACAUUUGCAAAGUGCCCCGAGUUUUAUUCCUGCAUUUCAAAACUCAUUGUGGAAGGCAUCUUAAAGUCACCCCCGAGGCAGCCCUCUGGAAUGAAGGAAACCAGAGCAGUGUGCUCCUCAAAUGCGACUGUCUCCACUGAUGUUCCCAGGACACCAAAGGAGCAAACAGAGUGUGGAAGGAAACAGCAGACCAAGAUGAUGGCAACCAUUCAAGCAGAGGUAGACGGUUUUUCUAUGUAAGGAAUAUAUAUAUUACCCAGGUAUGCUCUCCAGUAUCUAUUGGGGAUGGUACCAUUUCUCUAUAGGUCACAGAUAUUGCAUUUUUGUAUUUACAAGCCAUAGAAUGCCACACCAAUGAAUACUCCUCAACCAUCACAGAGGAUUUUGUUUUGGGAUCUGCUAUGGGUGAGUGAUUUUCUUUGUUAAAAAGUCUUGGUAGUAACCAUUUUAAAAAUCUUCCAGGGCUGGAUCAGUAAUGGCAGUAUGGAAUAGCUGAGAUUCAUAUGCUUGUGAUGAAUGGAUAGUUAUUAGUAGAGCAAAAAACUCUCUAAAGCCCACAAAUAUAAUUGUGUCUUUUGAUCACCAGGCAAAGACAAGAUACCCAAGAAGAAGGGCAGAGUUGGCCGUUUCUAUCAUCACAUAUUCAAGGGGGUUAGACGCAGCUUCACAAGCUGCACUUCAUCCAGAGCAGUAAUGGAUUAGUUUCUUUUAUUCUAUUUUUAUUUGUUUUAUUUUUAUUUUGUUUCAUUAUUUUUUACUUAACCUUACUGAAAGGAAACUCAAAAGGUCCACAAGAUUUACAUUUAAUUUACAUUAAUGCCACGACCUCCAGUGCAUUGUCCAUGCACAAACAUAACAAACCUGUUUUAUUUGAGAAGUGGUCUUCAAUUAAGUUCUGCUCACCAGCCAGCUCAAACAAACUUUUAAUGAUUUAAACCACUGCCCCAUUCAAUGUUCAAAUAUAUAAGAAUUUCCAUGAUAUAAAUAAGCUUCUUAUAUUGUCAUAUAAAUUAUGAAUUGAAAUUUAAAAAGCAGUUUUGGGUGAGCUCCCUGCAGUCAUUUGCAGGUUUGAGCCCCUCAUCUCUUUCUUUUCAGAUGAUUAAACUUCAUCAUUCAAAAACGUCAUGAAACACAUUCCCAACCUCCCCACAAAUGAUCUGAAAUAUAGUACUGUGGGUAGUAUAAGUAUAAAGAUUAAGUAAAAUGGACUGAAAAUAAAAGGAAAUACACAAUGUAUAUUUUUGGGUGAGCUCCCUGCAGUCAUUGGCAGGUUUGAGCUCCUCAUCUCUUUACCUGGAAAUAUACCAAGCAAAUGCAAGGACUACUUUGGUACAAACUGGACUAAAUGACCUCUUAGCAUUUCAUUUUGGAUUUUGGGAUUUAUAUGAUUGGAAUAUUAGAAGCAGUUGUGAAUUAGCUCCCUGCAUAGUUUGCUGGUCAGAGCUCCUC